AUGCAGAGCUAUCGAAUAGUUCUCCUUGGAGGAAGCGGCGUCGGGAAGACUGCCCUCGUCGGCCGGUUGUGUUACGACGCGUACAGCGAGAUGUAUAUGCCCACCAUACAGGAUCUACACAAACAUCAGAUCUGUAUCGACGACGGAAUUGUCCAGUUAGACGUGGUUGAUACGAGUGGCGUGGAUAGGAUCUCAGACAUCACUGACGAACAGAUCAAGACCGCACAUGGCUUUAUUCUGGUCUUUGAUUUAACCGUCAGUAGCACGUUCAACGACGUGGUUAAUAUUAGAGACCGUAUUGUUGCUCUGAGAGACUCGGAUAAGAGUACCCCAAUUGUCGUGGUGGCUGCCAAAAGAGACCUGGAUGACGAACGCACAGUUCCCCGCGGUCUCGUCAAUCACUACGCACUGCUAUGGGAGCAGGCCAUUCUAGAGACAUCUGCCAAGCGCAAUUGGGGCGUCCGCGACGUUUUCGUAGACCUCGCCAGGAGGAUGAAACGAUUCCAACGCGAACACGGGGUCGAGACGCGCAUUGGUGCAGGCCGCACCAAGUUACGAUCGCCCAGUCCCGUCAUGGAUGUAACUCUAGGUGAAAUGAAAAAUGAGGACUACGGCACGAGUUAUUCUACUAUGAGGUACGGAACGAUCGCGGCCACCGAAGCCUCCAACGACCUCACCAGACCCGCAUUUCACAGUAUAAAUGAGCCGAACGCACCUUCGGCCACGAGUGAACGCCACGCGAGCAGCGACAGCGCUCGCACCACGCUCGAUGUACGCGACGCGCCCGCCAAGCCUGUUGUACCUGACCAGCCCGACAACAUCCUGAACUCUCCCGUCGGGCACCCGCUCGACGAGCCCGCCCUCGACUCUGCUGAGCGCGAAUUAACCCGGAGCCCCACUCCCGCUGAGAAGGCGCGCGAGAACAAGCUGCGGGCGGACAACCUCUGCGAGAUCUCCAGCCCGCAGCUGGUCCGAUGUCGCCGCUGCAAUUCCUGGAUCAAGCUGUCCGCGAAGAGCGCGUUUGAUCCUGCGCACUGGAACAAACAUCGUGAGCGAUGUAUACGCAGGUCGGAGAUCGCUGUGGAGGAACUACGAGGGACAAACAGCCAGCAGGCACCGUUCCCGUCUGAUGUGAAGCCGUCCGAUGUGGUCAAGCGCAUGGUAGCCGCGCUGGGCACACCGCCGCUGACCCCGGAUCGCGAUGGCGACGAAACUUCGAGCGCGGGUGUUGUAAACCACCCGUCUAAAGAGGACUCGCCUCUCACCCAGUUCUCCGACUCUAGGCAAGCUAGCACCCUGCCGUCUCCAACACCCAUCCCUACUCCACUCCCCGCGAUCCGCGAUCCUGACCCAGCGUUCGAAGAGUACCUCGUCCGCUCCCAACGUCGACCGACACGCGACCUAGCCUCACCCCUGUUGAUGAACUGGCAGGAAUGGAACUGGUCGCAGUUGAAGAAACCAGUGUGGUGUCGUGAACAUGAUGACUGGGACCACGAGGAGGGCGACCGGCGUCGCCGCGUGCCGGUCUCGCACGAGCGGUGCGCCCUGUCACGCACGCCCUCUUCAUGA
Fomitopsis serialis is the source of this 1569-nucleotide messenger RNA. RefSeq names its product P-loop containing nucleoside triphosphate hydrolase protein. Gene Ontology annotation, biological process: signal transduction. Gene Ontology annotation, molecular function: GDP binding; GTPase activity; GTP binding. Bases 1 to 1569 code for a protein of 522 amino acids. The record is from RefSeq and is a predicted model, not a curated record. Gene Ontology annotation, cellular component: plasma membrane. NCBI's taxonomy places the organism in Eukaryota, Fungi, Basidiomycota, Agaricomycetes, Polyporales, Fomitopsidaceae. The transcript has 13 exons.